AUGGAUUACGUGGUAGGAAGCGUGGCAGCCUUAAUUACCGGUAACGUGACACCACAUCGUCCCACACGACUCAACAAAAUAGCACUAACGCCAACAAAACACCAACCUUCACCGAACGUUACUCCAAAGAGUGAGUUUGUCGACGAUAGAUCCAUAUUUCUUUCACCAAGUAUGCAGAAAAAGAAGGCUAUAGUCAAGAAGUCGCCGAAGAGGAUAUUUGAGAAUCCAGAUUUAGAUACAACCGAGAAUGGCGAAGGAAAUGCGAGUCUUUCCAGUCCUAAGGCAGACAAGGUGAAGAAACAUUUGAAAGAUGAUUUAGAAGCUGGUAGUGUACCAGUUCCGAAGUCACCUAAAGGUAAAGGUAAGAAAAGAGAAUCAACAGCCCAAGCGGAAAGUAAUGAAAAUGUAAUAGAUCAAGUUAAUAAUGAAAAUACACCUAAGAAAAAGAAGAAGAAAUUGGCCUUGGAAUCAGAUUCUACAGAGACUGCAACUCAACCAACAGAGAAUGUAACCAGUGAGGUCACAGCCCCUGUAGCCAAAAGCCCCAAAAAGAACAAACAGAGACGUAAAUCUAUUGCAGAACCGGACAGUAAUAAAGAAAAUGAUCACACUGAAGAAUUAAUUAAACCUGAAGCCACAAACAGCCCUAAGAAACAGAAUAAUAAAGCAAAUAAUAUAGAAGCAGAAGAAAAAGGUUCAGAAACAAUAGAAACAAAUAGUAAUAACACACCUAAAAAGAAAAAUAGGAAACGCAAGAAGAAAUCAAAGGCACAAAGUACAGCAGACAAUAAUGAGAACAAAGAAGUAGAGGAGACAGCUACUUCUGAAGGAACUUCAGAAGAAAAAGUCAAAGAAGUAGGUGAAAAUGAAUCUAAAAAAUCAAAAAAGAAAAAUAAGAAGAAAAAAACCAAAGCACAGGAGAAAGUAAAAGAAAAUUUGGAGAUAGAUAAAGAGAAACAAGAGGAAAGUGAGAAUGAAGAAGAAUCUAAUAACACAGUUAAUCCAAAUGCCAUAACAGACAAAGAUUCAGACUCAGAACAUGAUUCCGAUGAUGACAUUGAUUCGGAAAAUGAAGAAAUUAAUAAAAAGGUUCUUGAAGAUGAGAAACAAGAUAGCUCUGAUGAGGAAGAAGAUGAAGAAAAACCUCAGAAGGCAGAAAAGAAGAAAGUGGAGAAAGCAGAAGAUAGUGGAGUUGAGAGAAAUACAGAGGAUGAGAUUAAGAGGACACUGUUUGUUGGUAAUGUACCUUUCAGUGCGAAAUGUAAGAAGGAAGUCAAGAAAAUAUUUAAUAAACAUGGGCAGAUUGAAACUAUUAGAAUCCGUACAGUCCCCUUAAAAGAUGGCCGCUACACCCCCAAGCUGGCGCUGAUUAAACACGAGCUGCAUCCCGAGAGGACCACUGUUAAUGUCUACAUCAAGUACGCCAGUGAGGACUCUGUUGAGAAGGCAUUAGUAGAAAACAACACAGUACUAAAUGAGCACCACCUCCGAGUAUCCCGGAGCAGUAGCACGGGAGCUGAACAUGACCCCAAGUGUUCCAUCUUUAUUGGCAACCUGCCAUUUGCUAUGGAAGAUGAAGCUCUGAGGGCCAAGUUUGAGAAGUGCGGGGAGAUUCAUUCUGUCAGGAUAGUCAGGGACAAGAAGACUAAUGCGGGAAAAGGUUUCGGGUAUGUAAACUUCGAAUCAAAAGAUGGCGUAGAACUAGCUCUAGCGUUAACAGAAGAAGAUCUAACAGUUAAAAACAGAAUACUACGUGUCAAACGAUGCACACAGGUCACAAACAAGAAGAAACCGGAUCAAACUGGUAACAACCAGAAUAACCAACCACAGAGAGGGUUUAGAGGAAACCAGGGACAGCAAAGAGGGAAUUUUAGACCAGAUAACCAGAGAAAUGGUCCUCCCGGUCGCAAUAACCAAGGUUACAGACAGAACGGCCCUCCCAGUCGCAACAAUUUCCAGGGUAAUAGACAAAAUGGACCUCCAAGUCGUAACAACCAGGGUAAUAGACAGAGGAACGCGUUUAGAGGGAAUAAUAAUCAACAGGGAGGGUUCAAUAAGUUUGGUGGUCAAAGAAGUCAGGCGCAGGGGGAGGAGGGACACGAUGGAGCUCACAGGAGGAUCAUGAAUAAGAGGAAGAGCCAGGAUGGUGUAGGUGGCGAUGGCGAAGGGCCGCCCAAUAAGAGGCCACGAGACCAAAGUCAGCCCAACAAAGAAAAGAAACCCAGAAAGGAAUUCGUCGGUAUGACGGCUGAAAAGAAAAAGAAACGCAAGUUUGACAAAGGACAGAAGAAGAAGAAGGCUCUAAGCGAGAUAUUAACGAAAUAG
This is a messenger RNA of Spodoptera littoralis (African cotton leafworm), 2325 nucleotides long. The record is from the annotation of a GenBank genome assembly. Lineage: Eukaryota; Metazoa; Arthropoda; Insecta; Lepidoptera; Noctuidae.